Diprion similis is the source of this 5022-nucleotide messenger RNA. RefSeq lists its product as uncharacterized. Gene Ontology annotation, biological process: DNA integration. Bases 1 to 5022 code for a protein of 1673 amino acids. Gene Ontology annotation, molecular function: zinc ion binding; nucleic acid binding. Lineage: Eukaryota; Metazoa; Arthropoda; Insecta; Hymenoptera; Diprionidae. The transcript has 3 exons. The record is from RefSeq and is a predicted model, not a curated record.
AUGGACGAGCGUUUAGCAACGUUGAGGCGUCAGCGCGGAACAUGUAAAUCGCGUAUCACGCAUCUCGAAACAUUCAUUACGAAUUAUCGCACGAGCGGCGAACCAUUAGAAACUUUGCAAACGAAAAUAGAAUUUGUUCGAAGUACGUGGGUUCAAUUCGAAGAUAUUCAAACGAAAAUCGAAGAAUUAGACGAAGAAGAUACAGAGCGUGAAGCCAUUGAGGAUCGGUAUUGUCAAGUUGUCGGGCGAUCGCGCGCUCUCGUAAAUUCAAUACAGCAUCCGCCAGUAGGCAAUCCAAACGGGGAUAAUGCGGGGAACGGCGCGGUUGACGGGGCGCUCAAGGUCAGGCUGCCAACGAUGAACCUUCCAGUAUUCGAUGGAAAUCCAGAAAAAUGGUUAGAAUUUCUCGUCUUAAAGGGUAGAGCAGCUGACGUGAUACAGUCUCUCGAGACAUCCGCAGAAAAUUACCCAAUCGCGUGGAAUCUUUUAACGAAACGAUUCGAAGACAAACGCGCUAUCACCGCGCGACAUUUGCAAGCACUGCUCGAGAUUCCGAGCAUGCAGAAAGAGUCCGGGACUCAAUUGCGACAAACUCUCGAUGGUUUUCUUCGACAUGUACGCGCUUUAGAAAUUCUCAAGGCGAACACGUGGGAUACGGUAAUUAAUCAUUUAAUGAUCGCAAAAUUCGACUCUGCCACUCGUCGCGAGUGGAGAUCUCACAUCAAGAAUAUGGAAGUGAUUACCGUUGCCAGCUUGACCGAGUUCCUCGAGGAACGAUGCUCAAUUAUCGAGCCUGAAACGACAAAAUCGUCCGCGGUAAAAUCAAAUUCAAAUAAUCGAAUCGAAAAUAAAUCAACACCUCAACAAAAAAGGGUCGAUAGCUCGAACGCGUUCGUGAAUACGAGCAGCGACAAUCGGAAUAGGCGAAGCUGUGCGUUUUGCGGUGAGGAAUCACAUUUCAUGUAUACGUGUCAUAAAUUCAAAGAGUUAACCGUUCCUCAAAGGCUCAACGCGGUAAACGAGCGUAGACUUUGUCGUAAUUGUUUGCGACCAAAGCAUUUUGCGGACAAUUGUCAAUCAUCUGGUUGCAAACGAUGUAAUGCCAAACACAAUACGUUGUUACAUCCAAUCGAAAAGAGCGAAAACGCGAGAAACUCAACGAUGACGUCCGCGACGGAAAAUAAUUCGAGGUCGGUAAAUUCAGAGCAACAAGUCACGAGCGUAAAUUGUAACAGCGUUCAAGUUCCAGUACCUUCAAAGGUGUUGUUGUCUACGGCGCGAGUUUUCAUUUACGAUACCGCUGAAAGAUCACACGAAUGUAGAGUACUGCUAGAUUCAGGAUCACAGUCUAAUUUUUUAACGAAAGAGUUUUGCGACAGACUAAAACUUGCGACACAACCGUUUAAUUGUUCCGUCGGAGGCAUAGCCGCGUCGAUAAAUAUUACGGAAAUCACGUCCGCGUUAAUUCAAUCGAGACAUACCGCAUAUCGAGCCAAGGUCAAGUUUUUGAUAACUAAGAAAAUAAUCGAUGAAUUGCCACUAUCGCAGAUCGAAAUCGGUCACUUGCAAAUUCCUACGAAUUUAAAGCUCGCCGAUGAAACGUUUCAUGUGCCGGGUAAAAUCGAUAUGAUAUUGGGGGCAGGCGUUUUCUGGGGUUUACUCUGUAUCGGACAGAUCAAACUGGGCCGAUCUCAGCCAGUAUUACAAAAAACGCAUCUCGCUGAGACACGACUUCGGGAUCAGGUCGAGAAAUUUUGGACCAUCGAAGAGAUCGAUCAAAAAAUCGCGCCAUCGAAAAACGACGCAGCCUGUGAGGAACACUUCGCACAGACACACCGACGUGACGAACAAGGACGAUUCACUGUGAGUCUCCCACUACGGGGUCAUACGAGUGAACUUGGAGAGUCGCGAAAUAGCGCAUUGCAUCGUCUGUUCAGACUCGAACGAAAACUCGAAAAGGAACCGGAAAUCAGCGAAGAAUACCAAAAAUUCAUGAACGAGUACAUCGUGCUAAAGCAUAUGACCGCAGUCGACUCUGAUCACGAUGGUUCCUUAAUGGCGCAUUACAUCCCGCAUCAUGCCGUUAUCACCAACCCUAACGAUCGCUUCAAGCUUCGGGUUGUUUUCGAUGCAUCGGCAAAAACGUCCACAGGGAAAUCGUUGAAUGACAUUCUACACGUGGGGCCCACCAUUCAAGAGACAUUGUUUUCGAUAGUCUUGCGUUUCCGUCAGCACCAAUAUGUGGUCACGGCGGAUAUUGUCAAGAUGUAUCGCCAAGUCAAGGUCCAAGAAGAGCAACGAGAUUUGCAACGAAUACUUUGGAGAUCGAGCGGUGAUAUGCCCGUACAGGAAUAUCAAUUGAAUACCGUUACUUAUGGACUCGCCUCAGCACCAUUCUUGGCAAUUCGCGCUUUGCACCAAGCGGCUCACAAUGCGUGUGACUCUCAUCCAUACGCGAGCCGAGUCAUCAUUCGGGAUUUUUAUGUUGACGAUUUACUCACGGGACACGACAACCUUGACGAUCUACGGAAGCUUAAAACAGACAUUGCAAUGGUACUCCGUUCCUCGGGAUUCGAGUUGGCUAAAUGGAAAUCGAACGAACCAACGUUGUUCGAUCAAAACACGGACGAAUUCGCGCGCCUCGUCAACAUCGGCGAGGAAGUCAAAACUCUUGGUUUGAGCUGGGCACCGAUCAAAGACACGCUACAAUAUCAAGUAAUCGCAAAUGCUACCGGUAAUCGAGCGACGAAACGUUCCGUUUUGUCGGUAGUCGCUCAAAUUUUUGACCCAUUGGGACUUGUUGGUCCAUCGACGAUUCGGGCAAAAAUCCUCAUGCAAAGGCUAUGGCAGCUGAAUCUUAGAUGGGAUGAAUCGUUGCCAAUCGAGUUACAUACAGAAUGGAUGACCUACGUCAAUCAAUUACACGCAAUUAACGACAUCACGAUCCCAAGAGUAGUUAUUUGCCGCGAUCCAACGGUGAUAGAGAUUCACGGAUUUUCCGACGCUUCGGAAAGCGCUUAUGGGGCCUGUGUUUAUAUACGCUCGGUAAAUCCUCGAGGAAAACCCAUGAUCCGAUUAUUAUGCGCAAAAUCAAAGGUCGCUCCUUUGAAAACGAUUUGUAUUCCACGCCUCGAGUUAUGCGGAGCGGUCUUACUCGCGAAGUUGGUAAACGCAGCAACUCAAACACUAACAAUACCGUUGAACGAUCGAUAUUAUUGGUGCGAUUCAACGAUUGUCCUCGCGUGGAUUCAUGGUGAGCCUCACUUGAGGAAGACAUUCGUGGCAAACCGCGUGACCGAAAUACAGCAGUUGACGUCUCAUGAGCAAUGGCGUCACGUCAGAUCUGAGCACAAUCCAGCUGACGUAAUAUCGCGAGGAAUCAGCCCCAACCAGCUGAACGAUCUGCAGCUUUGGUGGCAGGGUCCCGAAUGGUUGCAACAUCCAGAAGAGCAUAUUCACCAACCAAUUCCGCUGCCAGUCGACGAGAUUCCCGAAACUAAGAUACAAACUAUCGUGGCCACUCAAGUCAUCGAAACGCACGAUAUAUUGGAACGAUUCUCGUCUUUGACCAAGCUGAAACGAGUCGUCGCAUACUGCUUGCGUUGGAAAGAUGUUUCUAAACCGCGAAAUCUUCAACGAACGCACUCAUUAACCGUCGACGAGCUUGAGCGAGCUACGACAACGAUCGUCAAAAUGGUACAAGCCGCACGAUUCGCGCAAGAAAUUUCUGAUUUGCGAAGUAAACAACGAGUCAACCACGAUAGUGUACUGAUCACUCUCCACCCGUUUCUCGACGAUGACAAUAUUAUCCGAGUUGGCGGGCGAUUGAGAAACGCUCCGGUCUCAUACUCAAGGCGAUAUCCCGUCGUGUUACCUUCGAAUCAUCAUGUCACGACCAUAAUCAUCCGAGAUGCUCAUUAUCGAGCACUACACGCAGGUGCACAUGCACUGUUCGCGAGCCUACAAGAAUCGUUUUGGAUCUUGUCUGCCAAGUCGACAAUACGCAAGGUGCUUCAUAAAUGCAUCGUUUGCUUCAGAUCACGUCCGGUCUCAGCGCGCCAUUUCAUGGGUGAUUUACCGGUAAGCCGUUUGGAUAACACUCGGGCCUUUUUGAACGUCGGUAUCGAUUACGGAGGUCCGUUUAACCUCAAAUUGAGUCGUAACAAGACUUGUAAGGCAUAUAUAAGUUUGUUCGUAUGCAUGAGUACUAAGGCAAUUCAUCUCGAGUUGGUCUCCGACUUAAGUUCCGCAGCGUUUCUAAACGCGCUGAAAAGAUUUAUAGCUCGUCGGGGAAAGUGUGCGAAUAUUUACUCCGACAACGGAAGUAAUUUCCAGGGGGCGAGUCGAGAAUUGCGUGAGUUGUACGAUUUCAUCACUCAGCAGUCUCAUAAUCAAACAAUCGAUCAAUUUUGUAGCGAUCAAGCGAUCCAGUGGCAUUUCAUCCCACCAUAUUCUCCCCAUAUGGGAGGCUUAUGGGAGGCGGGUAUAAAAUCGGUAAAAACGCACUUGCGUCGAGUAUUGAGCGAAGCGUGUUUGACGUUCGAGGAAAUGUAUACCGUAUUAGUUCAGACCGAGGCUGUUUUGAACUCGCGACCGUUAACGCCGAUCUCAAGCGAUCCUACCGAUCUCGAAGCGUUGACCCCGGGUCAUUUUUUAAUCGGAGGCUCGCUCACCGCGAUUCCAGAGAGAAAUUUCAACGAAACACCAUCAAAUCGUUUAACGCGUUUUCAAUAUCUUGCGAAGUUAACACAGCAGUUCUGGACCCGAUGGUCUAACGAAUAUUUGUCAAAUCUUCAACAGCGAUACAAAUGGAAUCGCGAGGCUCGAGUCUCCGAUCUCAAGGUGGGAACAAUGGUUCUCCUGCGUGAUGACCAAACUCCCUCUAUGCAAUGGGCAUUAGGGCGAAUACUCGAGUGUCACCCAGGAAAGGAUAGUCAAACUCGAGUAAUUAGUAUAAGAACGGCCAAGGGCACUGUUAAGCGUACGGUAGCGAAAAUAUGUAUCCUGCCAAUAGAAAUUUAA